AUGGACCCAUCACGGACGACGUUAGAAGAUUGGCUGGACGAGCUUUGCGCUCGUUUUCUCAAUAAUGUUCCUAAGGAGGAACACCAGGACUUCAGCAGAAUCGGCAUGCACCUCGAAGAAGCACAUUGGUUCUACGAAGACUUCAUCCGCCCGCAGAACCCCACCACGCUGCCCAACCUCAGAAUACGCGACUUCAGCCUUCGUGUCCUCCAGUAUUGGCCUGUGACCUCUACCGUAACCCUUGACAUUCUUGAAAAAGCAUACGAUAAUUGGGUAGCCUACAAGAAACGCAUACCAGUCCGAGGUCUGAUCAUGCUCAACGAAGCCAUGGACUCGGCUGUGCUUGUCAAGGGUUGGAAAUCGAGUGCCAACUGGAGUUUUCCUCGGGGCAAGAUCAAUCAGGAGGAAGACGACCUCAAUUGCGCUAUACGUGAAGUCUAUGAGGAGACAGGUUUCAACGUGGAGCAGGCGGGCUUGAUACCGGGCAACCGCAAAGUCAAAUACUUCGAACAGACGAUUAGGGAUCAGCACUUGCGUCUCUACGUGGUCCCGAACGUUCCCAUGGAUACCUAUUUUGAACCCAGGACAAGGAAGGAGAUCUCAAAGAUCCAAUGGUAUAAGUUGGUCGAUCUCCCCGGACGUGUUAAGAAGAAACAAGGACAAGACAACGCCACAGGCCCAAAUGCCUCUAAAUUCUACAUGGUAGCGCCUUUCAUGGAGCCCUUGAACAGAUGGAUAAGACAGGAACUUAAGAAGAAGGAUAGGGCAAGAAACAGCCGCCGGACUGGCCCGGCUCUGCAAGCCGAGAUCGAUGAAAUUAUGACCGAGGAGGAGGGGAUGGCCACAGAAACCAAAGUCGACUUACCUUCGCCAUCUGAUGCCAAAGACCAUGCCCACGAAGCUGCUACUCGAGAGCUUCAAAGACUUCUCAAGAUACAGCCACCAACUCAGGUUUCCCAGCCGGGCGUCCAGCCGGGCCCUUCAGCUCAAACCCAGGAUCGGGGUCAAGCUCUUCUGGCAAUGCUGCAACAGCAGAGGGACGCGCCGGCCCACAAUCAGGCGGCCAGCGCUCAGACUGGUGUCCAUGUCCCUCACACACCCAUGGAUCAUGUAUACAAUGUUGCUCCGAUUCCUCACAACCCCCACCACAACCACACUGCGCAACGGCUUCCUCCGAACCAACCAGCGCCUCCUCCCUUCCCGUCUCAGCCAGACAUGAACAGUGCGCUUCUUUCUGUCCUCGGAGCGGCGGGCGGUCCUGCUAGGGCAGGGCCGCAGCAAGGGCAGGCGGCAUAUCAACAACUGCAGAUGCAACCGAACAGCGUUAAUCAGCCAGGCUUGGUACACCCUCAGCCUCUACCUCGUCAAGCAAAUCACCUUUUAGCGAAUACUCUGUUGCCGAGUUCUGUUCAUGACAACAGAACGGGUCAGAUGUAUCAGCAGGCAAACGUGUGGCCACAGUUCGCUGCAAGCAUGGCUGCGCCGCAACAAAAUGUUGCCAACACUCGCCAGCUGCCAGCUACUCUGGACAAUACCCGUCAAGCUCUACUCGAUGCCUUCAAGAAGGACACUACUCCGGCACAGCCGCCCGUACAGCAGAGUCCGUCUUCGCAACAACGUGCGGCUGGACUUCAAAGGCCAACCCAGCAGUUGACAGCACAGAAUUUGGCUUCCUUGGCUUCGACCUAUCCUCCCGCGCAACAGUCCGUGCCGAUGCCAUCAAAUGGAAGCCCUCAAAUCACCGCCGCACAAGCAGCUCUCAGACCGUCGAACGUGCCAGAAAGCCAGAGAAACGCUUUGCUGGGCAUAUUCAAGCAAAGCGCGACUUCGCCUCUCACACGCCAAGAUGCUCAACCGAAUCUGAAGGAGAACAGGUCUCCGAAAUCUCAGCAACAGUAUUCCGCCUUGUUUGGGGCGGGCUCAACAGCCGCGCAAACGAGCAAUGGGCCGACUCAGGCCACCCUAGGGCUCCCUUACGGUGCGUCUUACGGGACUCAGUAUGUUGCGGGCCGUCCUAGAGAGGGGGAUCAGAGGAGCCCACAACCACAACCACAACCACAGCCGGCCCAUGCAAGCCAAGCCUUGGAGAAUAUCGGCCGUGUCCCGCAAACCCACUCCAUGACCACCAGCUUGCCUUAUAGUGGCACCUUUCAACUCGGGCAGCCCACAACUCAAGGCGGCAUACCCUCGAUCCCGAAUAUCACUCAGCAGCAGCAGGCGGCGGAUCCUCAACAGGUGCAGAAACUCAUGUCAUUGUUCAGCAAGCCAUCAGCACUACCCACAGGCACACAUGCACCUUCAUUGAGUGCCUACCCUCCUGUCCAAGCGAAUACUGGCAAAGAGCCGACCCUUUUCAACAUGGGAAAGCUCGCGGCUCAGCUACCCAAUACAAACUCGAAUUUAACCUCACACGGGACUUCCCCGGGCAUGGAUGAGGCGAACGCAUCAAUGUCCCGUCGUGGCAGCCAGCAGACCCCGAUCUCGCCUGAGAAUGAAAAGUUUCUGCUUAAUUAUCUGAAGACUAUGGAGUUAGGUCUGAGUUUUGGCGAUCCUGUCAAGCUGGAGAGCGUGUUUCAAAGCGAAUUCUUCCUGACCAUCAUCUGCUUCGAUGGCAAAUCUGGGGCAUUGCAUUGCAUUGAUUACGACAAGACGAUGGGUGGAUUUGAGGCAUCACGGGCUGGAAGGCAUUUCAUAGCGUUGGAGUACGCAGUUUUGCAAGCUUGGCUCGAACUUGAGUACGAAUCAACAGCGGUCUGCUCAGUAGCUGCAAUAUCGCAGUACAUUUAA
Diaporthe amygdali is the source of this 2787-nucleotide messenger RNA. RefSeq lists its product as uncharacterized. The record is from RefSeq and is a predicted model, not a curated record. Gene Ontology annotation, cellular component: cytoplasm; P-body. The coding region runs from base 1 to 2787 and encodes 928 amino acids. NCBI's taxonomy places the organism in Eukaryota, Fungi, Ascomycota, Sordariomycetes, Diaporthales, Diaporthaceae. Gene Ontology annotation, biological process: nuclear-transcribed mRNA catabolic process, nonsense-mediated decay; deadenylation-dependent decapping of nuclear-transcribed mRNA. The transcript is spliced from 3 exons. Gene Ontology annotation, molecular function: 5'-(N(7)-methylguanosine 5'-triphospho)-[mRNA] hydrolase activity; manganese ion binding; RNA binding.